AUGGAGAUCUUUGAGAAGGAUGUACGCAGCGACCACGUCGUUCCCAUCUACGUCAUCAACCUUCUGGUUACUGACCUCAUCCAGCUCUGCUGCAUGAUCUGUGAUGUGGUCCAUCCUCACCGCCCCAUGAUAUACCUUGCCUACGUUAGUGUUUACAACUACAGUCUUAUGACCAGUGUGGGCUUCAUGGUGUGCAUCGCCCUGGAAAGGUACCUGCUGAUCGUCUUCCCCCUGUGGUACCGCUGCAGACGAACCAUCCGGUCCACCGUGGUGAUCUGUGUCCUGGCCUGGGUCCUUCCUUCUCUCUACCUUUUCACUCUAUUUUUUGUUGGUAACUUCAACGUCCCCCAAAUGAUUGCCAUUGUCUUCCUGCUCCUUCCCCUCCCACUGCUCUUGUUCUUCUGCUGUGCGACUCUCAGAGCCCUGUCUGCCUCCGUCUCCGUCCUGCCUGACGAAAAACAACGAAUUGUAGGAACUUUGGUCCUGGUUCUGCUAAUUUACAUGCUGCUGUUCCUGCCCAACAUCAUUUUGAUAAUGGUAGUGAGAUACACAAAAGACCGAUCACUAACUAAAACUCUCUUCUACGUGUCUUCGGUGUUUCUUAAGCUGAAUCCUCUUGUAGACAUGGUUCUGUAUAUCUUCAUGAAGAAAGGGGCCCUAGACAAGAUCUUGUCCUCUGUGCGUUGCUGCAGAGUAGAAGACAGAGGUCUCAGGAGUCUGGAAAACAACGGUGUGAACUAG
This is a messenger RNA of Etheostoma spectabile (orangethroat darter), 741 nucleotides long. RefSeq names its product mas-related G-protein coupled receptor member A4-like. Gene Ontology annotation, cellular component: plasma membrane. NCBI's taxonomy places the organism in Eukaryota, Metazoa, Chordata, Actinopteri, Perciformes, Percidae. The record is from RefSeq and is a predicted model, not a curated record. The coding region runs from base 1 to 741 and encodes 246 amino acids. The transcript is spliced from 3 exons. Gene Ontology annotation, molecular function: G protein-coupled receptor activity. Gene Ontology annotation, biological process: phospholipase C-activating G protein-coupled receptor signaling pathway; positive regulation of Rho protein signal transduction.